Arctia plantaginis is the source of this 3684-nucleotide messenger RNA. Lineage: Eukaryota; Metazoa; Arthropoda; Insecta; Lepidoptera; Erebidae. The record is from the annotation of a GenBank genome assembly.
AUGAAGUGGCCGGGAACGGGAGGGGAAGAAGAGGCGGGUGAAGCUGGCUUACAGAGCACGCGUGCAUCACAAGCUCGAAGUCAGGACGAUGCAACAGUACAUUACGUAUUUCAACGAGAGCCACAAGAGGGAGAGCUUCCAUCCCUAGCUCCGAAACAACGUUGGGCCGUUGGAGACGAUAGUAUUGCUGAGAAUCAAGAUAAAUGGAAAAAUCCAAAUCCAAUAACAAUGAAUAAUAUGCAUCAACAAGGUCAAGUGCAACUUAAAAAUUCACAAACAAAUCAACAACAGUUUAUUAAUCAAGCUAUUGCUUCAUCUGUUGGGACUUUGGCUAUAAAUCCUUCAGUAAUUGGAAGUCACCCAGCUCAUUUAACAACCAACAUGGUUCAUACACAACUAGCACCACUGCAAAACCCUACUCUUGGUAAUAACUUGACAAUUCAAAAUAGUGCAGUGAUGAUGCAGCCUUUGCAAAGUAUUCAAAAUGCUGCACAAUUGGGUCAACAAGGAUUGUAUGACAUUCAUCAACAUCAUGCAAAUCCUAUGCAAGCCAUGAAUGGUAUUGGAAAAAGCACUGAACACCUUAUGUAUUUGAGCCAGGCUGGCAUGUUGGGGCCUGGCACUAAUCAGUUUCUUCAGCAAGGACAAAAUCAGCUUGGACUCACACAAGUUGCUGCUAUUAGAAACCAGAUUGCACCUGCUGCAAAAAAGCUAUGGGACAAAGGGCCGGGCGCCGGGGGCGACAGCAAGGGCACACCACACCUGCCGCCACUACAGUUGAACCCGGAGCAGAUGUGGCGUGAUCCCACUUGGUCUGCGCAAGCUGUGGAACACAAUGUAGGCGUACCGAUGAUGAGUACCCGUCGUGGUGUCGCGUUCCCCGGUGGCGAUGCCGGCAGUAUCUUAUCACCUAGAGACACGGCUGGCCUUGGAGUCAAAAUGGUCGAAUAUGUACUAGGUGGAUCUCCUACAGGUGGUGUUGCUGCAGGUGGAGGUGAGAAAGUUGCAGGCGUGGUUGCCGGUCUGCGCGGUAUGGUCCUUGAAGAACGUCCUGAAGACAAGUCAGCUUCUCCUUUCGAGAAGGACUUGCAUGAACUACAUGAGCAUGGAUCUCUGCCCAAUGGUCUUCAUAAUGGGCAAGAAGAUGAUAAAGCUUUCAACCGUACUCCAGGUUCGCGACAGCCUUCCCCGGCAGAGGAGGAGGCAACCGCGACGGGCGCCAGUUCGGGUGUGCGGAACGGCGAUGCGCCCGCCUUCUCGCUGCUGCCGCCCCACGCCAUGCCGCAGCCACAACCGCAAUUGCACCAUUUACCACAUCUUUCUCAUCCCCAGCACCACCCUGGCAUGUUAAGCGUGGCUCCCUUACAAGGUCUACCACAUCCACAACAUCCACAAAUUCAUCCUGGCAUGACAUUGAACGACUCUAUGAAUCAACACAUUGAACUCGUUUUGCAAAUGGAACAGCAUCCACAAUUCGAUAAUAACAGUUUUGCAAGCACACAACAGUAUGGCGGCGGGGUUGGCGUUGGUGUCGGUGCUGUUAGUGGCGUCGGCGGAGUGGGAGGCGCCAGCGGCGGCGUGGGCAACGUGGGGGGCGUGGGCGGCGUCGGAGGCGUGGGGGCAGUCGCCGGAGCUGCUGCCAGCCUCGUUAAUGGCGCUUCCGUCGUACCGUCUGCGCCGGACACACAGCAGCAUCAUCAACCCUUCGAUGUACAGCAAUUGUUCCGGUCGCAACAAGCAGCAGCAGCAGGGGGACAAGCGGCGGCAGCGCAGUUACAGCUUCUGCAACAACAACAGCAGCAACAAUUUCAACUACAACAACAGCUAGCCGCACAGCAAGCGUUCUCACAAGCGCCGUACGUUAUUAACGCCGGACAAGAGGGUGCGCCCUAUGUGAGUGCACUAAUAGCAGGUGUGCCACCGUACUACGGCGUAGCAGCUCCGUGGGGCGUGUAUCCUGGUCUUGUGGCGCAGCCAGCACAGCAGCAGGCACAACAACCUCGCCGACCACUAACCCCGCAGCAAGGCGAGCAGCAGGUGAACGGCCAGGGGCAGUAUGUAAUACCCUAUUAUGACCCUGGCUCGUUGGUCAUGGGCGGACGGAACGGCACGCCGUUGAGGCUAGUGUCUCCAGGCGGUGUGCUAGCGCCACGCCAGUAUCCUCCAGCACCCGCGCAUCCUGGCGCCAAUGCAGCGCCACCAACUACUGCGCAACCUCAGCAACCGCAGCCUGGCGGUGCCACUGCAACACGGCGUGAUUCUCUGGAGUUCGGCGCAGGACCUGCUUCCGCACUGCAGGAAUACGCAGCGCGCAAGUGGGGUCCUUCGCCGCUGUCACCUCCCCUUGGCGCGCUAGGUCCCGUGGGACUACGACCAGUGUCGGCCGCGCCUGGCGCUGAGACCGCCAAGUACAGAAAUGUGAGCAGUUUAGCGCAGGGCCUUACAUCGAACGGAAUGUUUGGGUCGUCAUCUUCCCUCCUGAGCAAACUCAGUGGAGUGGGAACAAUAUCAGAGCUGGUGGGUGGUGGUGUGGGCGUAGGCGGGGUGACCGUGGGCGGAGUAGGUGUUGGCGGCGUAAGUGUGGGUGCACUAGUGGGCGACAAGCCGCCUGCCGGUCGCAGCCGUCUGCUUGAGGACUUCCGCAACAACCGUUUUCCCAACUUACAGUUACGAGAACUCGCCAACCACAUUGUAGAAUUUUCACAAGACCAACACGGCUCAAGAUUCAUCCAACAAAAAUUAGAAAGAGCUACGGUUCAAGAGAAGCAAAUGGUGUUCAAUGAAAUUAUCGGCGCCGCGUAUAGUCUCAUGACAGACGUUUUUGGGAACUACGUAAUACAAAAAUUCUUUGAGUUUGGAACGACGGAACAGAAAACGACAUUAGCACAGAAGGUCCGCGGGCAUGUGUUAAACUUAGCUCUGCAAAUGUACGGAUGUCGAGUGAUUCAAAAAGCACUUGAGUCGAUACCAGCUGAGCAGCAACAAGAGGUCGUACGCGAACUCGACGGACAUGUGCUUAAGUGUGUAAAAGAUCAAAAUGGCAACCAUGUUGUACAAAAAUGCAUUGAAUGUGUCGAACCGACGGCAUUGCAGUUUAUAAUCAACGCAUUUGCGGGGCAAGUGUAUGCAUUGUCCACUCAUCCAUACGGGUGCCGCGUCAUACAGCGCAUCCUCGAACACUGCACGCCCGAGCAGACCGCGCCCGUGCUCAGUGAACUGCACGCGCACACCGACCAGCUCAUACAGGACCAGUACGGCAACUACGUGGUGCAGCACGUGCUGGAGCACGGCGCGGCCGAGGACCGCUCGCGCCUCGUGGCCGGCGUGCGCGGCAAGGUGCUGCAGCUCUCGCAGCACAAGUUCGCCUCCAACGUCGUGGAGAAGUGCGUCUCGCAUGCCACGCGCAACGAGCGCGCCUUGCUCAUCGACGAACUCUGCGGAUUUAACGACAACGCUCUCCACGUCAUGAUGAAGGACCAGUACGCAAACUACGUGGUACAGAAAAUGAUUGACGUUGCGGAGCCUACCCAACGGAAGGUGCUGAUGCACAAGAUUCGACCGCACAUUGGUUCGUUGCGCAAAUACACGUACGGGAAACACAUUAUCGCAAAAUUGGAGAAAUUCUUCAUGAAGGCGCCGGAACUGGGACCCAUCGGGCCUCCGCCGCCUAACCCUGUACUGUAG